GGAGACAACAGCGUGCAGAGCGCUUCCCCAGCAACAUAGAGCAUUCUGACAAAGCAGCUGCAACACUGGGAUCCACAGAACAUAACAGCUCUCCAGCCAGGGCGAUGAAAAUGGUCAACAGUGACAAGAAUGGAUUUUCGUUUAAGAAAUGCUCAGCUUUCCAGUUCAUGAAGAAGAAGGUCCGGAGGUGGAUGAGAAACCCCAAGGUGACUAUGGAAAAGGGUCAAAGUAAAACUUUCCUCUACCCUAAUUCUACAUCACUGCACAAAUCUCAGAUGGACCAAGAUCUCUGGUAUAAGCAGUUCCCAGCUUACAGCUGCUGCCACCUCAACCACACAAGAGACUUCCUCCCAGAUGAUCAGCCAUGUGUCAUGGACAAAGGCAAAAGCUGCAAAGUAAGAAAAUGGAAAAUGAUGAAUAAGCACCAUCCAGACAAUAAACAGAAAACUCCAUCAGCAGACCAAGAUGUAGAAGCGCAUUUGAGCUGCCCUUGGUCGAUGAGUAGUGCACAUCUCUUAGCUCACCCAAUUAUGGUGGAAUGCUGUGUCUGCAGUGCUCCAGUUAUCACCUACAGGAUGCAGGAGGCCUGGGAGCCCAGAGAAAGAGCCCAGGCAAUGGAUCUGUUCUACCCAAUUCUGCCAGUCCGAGAAAGGACGUAUUGUUGCGAUAAUGACCCAGCAUUUAUGAAACAGAGGAGAAUGGGACUCAAUGACUUCAUUCAGAAGCUCGCUACUAACUCCUACGCCUGCAAGCACCCCGAGGUCCAGUCAAUCCUUAAUCUGAACCAACCUCAAGAACCUGAACUCAUGAACACCAACCCUUCCCCUCCUCCCAGCCCAUCCCAGCAAAUUAACCUUGGGCCAUCUUCUAACCCUCACGCCAAACCCUCCGACUUCAACUUCUUAAAGGUCAUUGGAAAGGGCAGCUUUGGCAAGGUCCUCUUAGCAAGGCACCACAGCGACGACCAGUUCUAUGCAGUGAAGGUUUUGCAGAAGAAGGCGAUCUUGAAGAAGAAGGAGGAGAAACACAUAAUGUCAGAGCGGAAUGUCCUUUUAAAGAAUGUGAAACACCCUUUCCUGGUUGGGCUCCACUAUUCCUUCCAGACGGCUGACAAGCUUUACUUUGUCUUGGACUAUAUUAACGGAGGAGAGCUGUUUUAUCACCUCCAAAGAGAACGCUGCUUCCUUGAGCCCAGAGCACGGUUUUAUGCUGCAGAGAUUGCAAGUGCACUGGGAUACCUGCAUUCUUUGAACAUUGUUUAUAGAGAUCUGAAGCCAGAAAACAUCUUGCUGGAUUCUCAGGGACACAUUGUGUUGACUGAUUUUGGACUGUGCAAAGAGAACAUUGAGCCCAAUGGCACCACUUCCACCUUCUGUGGCACACCAGAGUACUUGGCUCCUGAAGUUUUGCACAAACAACCAUAUGACAGAACAGUUGACUGGUGGUGCUUAGGAGCUGUGCUGUAUGAGAUGCUGUAUGGACUGCCACCUUUCUACAGCCGGAACACUGCAGAAAUGUAUGACAAUAUCUUGAACAAGCCUCUGCAGUUGAAACCCAACAUCUCAAACUCUGCAAGGCACCUCUUGGAGGGCCUGCUGCAGAAGGACCGAACCAAGAGACUGGGCUGCAAAGAUGACUUUAUCGAAAUCAAGAACCAUGUAUUCUUCUCUCCUAUCAACUGGGAUGACCUGAAUGCAAAAAGACUCACCCCUCCUUUUAACCCAAACGUGACUGGCCCAAAUGAUCUACGGCACUUUGAUCCCGAGUUUACAGACGAGCCGGUCCCAAGUUCCAUCGGGUGCUCUCCAGACAGUGCUCUGAUUACAGCAAGCAUCAAGGAGGCUGCUGAAGCUUUUCUGGGAUUUUCUUAUGCUCCAUCUAUGGACUCUUACUUGUAAGGACUUGCCAUAGACUGACGGAUCUUACAACGGACCCUGCAGCAGGGUGAAAUAUUUGCACAUCGAUCAAGGCAGCUUUGUGGCCUGUAACUUGUACAAGUGGUCCAAGCUGAGUGGGAAGUUUUCAGAUAUGUUCUUCUCAUUUCCUGAGAUCUGGUGCUGUCUUUUGGGCGAUUUUUUUUCUUCGCGGAGGAACUGCAGCAAUAUCAAAUGUUCCAAGACAUUUUUUUUGUUGGAGGACCUUGAAUGUUUUGCUAGGUGCCUUUUCCCUCUUGAUAAGGUCUUAUCUGGAGCUCUUGGGUUACAGUGUGAACAGAAGUAUGAGGGAGGUUUUAGUUGGCCAUGAGUUUUCUGGCCUUGGCAUCGGAUGGUGUUUGACACACUACAAUGGCGGGCAUUGCCUGCGUCUUCCACAUGUGGGAGAUGGCAAAUUUGCUGUACAGUCCUGAAUUGUAUUCGUUCGGGCAUUGGUUUUUAUUAUCCUUUUUUUAAGAAUUGCAAAUCUACAAUUGCUUAAACUAAAGCAUUGCUGCUAUGAUGUGAAUAUGUACCUGGACCAAAAAAAAAUCUAACAAAUGCCCUGUCCGUAGAGUCAAUCUCAUCCAGUCUUCCAUUUCCUUUUGGACGUGUUGUAAAGGUGGGCACUAAAGUUGUCUAGCCCUGGCAUUCCAUUAACAUUGUUGUAUUUAAAUUCAUUUGUACAUUUCAGUCACUGUACAAGUUUUAAUGUAUUUAAAAUGAAAAUGUAUGCUUACAUAUGAAUAACUGUUCAUAUUAAAUGUACUGUAAUUUUAUUUUUUUAAAAUGUAUUUGUGACUUUGGUUUGCAAUAAACAUUGAUGUCUUA
Lepisosteus oculatus (spotted gar) is the source of this 2744-nucleotide messenger RNA. It is a transcript of the gene sgk1, whose product is annotated as serum/glucocorticoid regulated kinase 1. Gene Ontology annotation, biological process: protein phosphorylation. NCBI's taxonomy places the organism in Eukaryota, Metazoa, Chordata, Actinopteri, Semionotiformes, Lepisosteidae. Gene Ontology annotation, molecular function: ATP binding; protein serine/threonine kinase activity. Gene Ontology annotation, cellular component: nucleus; cytoplasm. The record is from RefSeq and is a predicted model, not a curated record.